GUCGGAGCUUUGGCAGCACAGCUUCGAACGUCUCUCAUGCCUCUCCGCUUGUACCUGCCUCCAAUUUCGUAGUACCUUGGCGCUUCUUCCAGCAUGGGCACCUUCCUACUCCUUCUCUCCCUCCUUGUCCCCGGCCUGCUCUCAUUUCUGUUCCUCCCUCGGACACUACGAUUCUUGGGAGAUCUCGUGGGAUGCCACCUGCGCCGAUCGUCGCGCACCCACCGCGAGCUACUGCUAGCCAGAGUUGCUACCGAGCAGAAGAGCUAUGAGGCUGAGAAGAAGACCGGCAAGGCGAAGGACGACGAGGAUUGGGAGGAGAUUGAAGGUGCAAUGGUUGGCAGCUCUGUUAAUGGAGGCAAGGCUGACCACGAUUGGAACGGCAUUGCCGGCUUCUUCCACCCAUUCUGCAAUGCUGGAGGCGGCGGCGAACGUGUCCUCUGGGCCGCAAUCCGAGCAACCCAGAAACGCUGGCCCGAAGCGGUGUGCGUCGUCUACACGGGCGACCGUGAUGUCGACAAGACCGCAAUCCUCAAGCGCGUGAAAGACCGCUUCAACAUCCAUCUCCACCCGCCAACCGUCCACUUCCUCUAUCUCACCACCCGCCAUUACGUUCUCAGCACCACAUGGCCGCGCUUCACGCUCCUGGGCCAAUCGCUCGGCUCCAUGAGGCUGGCCUACGACGCUUUCUCGCUCCUCGUCCCGGACAUCUUUAUUGACACAAUGGGCUACGCCUUCUCGCUUGCGCUGUCGUCUUGGUUUUUCCCCGCCGUCCCCACAGCCGCCUACGUACACUACCCCACUAUUUCCACAGAUAUGCUCGAUUCGUUGAAUGCAGGAGGACAAGGGAUCAAUGCGGGCGCCGGAGAGGGAUACAGAGGCCUUGUCAAGAAACAGUACUGGCAUUUGUUCGCCAGUCUGUAUUCCAUGGUUGGCAGCACAAUUGACGUAGUCAUGACCAACUCCUCCUGGACGCAAUCGCAUAUCAAGUCGCUCUGGGGGCCAUAUCGAAACCGGCGAAAUAAGACCACCGAUCACGACAUCGACAUCGUCUUCCCACCCGUCGCAGUCGAAGAACUCGAGGAAGCCGUAGCAGUCUCAGAAGCGAGCGAGAAGAAGCGUGGACCAUACCUCAUAUACAUUGCACAAUUCCGCCCAGAGAAGAACCACCAAUUAAUUUUGGAAGCAUUCGCAUCGCUCCUUAGCUCCAACCCCAAAUUCCCCACGUAUCCCAAAGAGACGCCAAAACUGGUUCUCAUCGGCUCAGUCCGCGACUCCGAUGACGCAACUCGCGUCGACAACCUCCGCCUCCUCGCCCACGAGCUUAAAGUUGAAGAUAAUGUAGAAUUCGUCUGUGAUGCCACUUGGCCACAGAUGCUAGACUGGAUGCGCAAAGCCAGCAUAGGAGUCAACGGCAUGUGGAACGAACACUUCGGAAUCGGAGUGGUGGAGUACCAGGCCGCGGGACUCAUCAGCGUAGUUAAUGAUUCUGGAGGCCCCAAAUUAGAUAUCGUCGUUGAGAUCGACGGAAAGCCGACCGGAUUCCAUGCCUCAACGGUAGAACAAUAUGAAGAGGGUUUCUGUAAAGCACUUUCUUUAUCGCCAGAUGAGACUUUGGCUAUGCGGCAUAGAGCGAGGCAGUCCGCGAGCAGAUUCACGGAUCGCGGGUUUGCAGAGAAGUGGGUUCAAAACAUGGAUAGGUUGGUCAGGUUACAAAUUUCAAGGGCAAAGCGUUAACUAGAGAGGCCCCGAUAUGGCGUUUUGGAUCGCUGGAGGGUUGGGUAUUGGGUGGGAAUGCAUUACGCGGCGUUGAU
This is a messenger RNA of Lindgomyces ingoldianus, 1811 nucleotides long. Its product is annotated as UDP-Glycosyltransferase/glycogen phosphorylase. Gene Ontology annotation, molecular function: GDP-Man:Man(3)GlcNAc(2)-PP-Dol alpha-1,2-mannosyltransferase activity. The transcript has 2 exons. Gene Ontology annotation, cellular component: endoplasmic reticulum membrane. Gene Ontology annotation, biological process: protein N-linked glycosylation. The coding region runs from base 94 to 1734 and encodes 546 amino acids. Lineage: Eukaryota; Fungi; Ascomycota; Dothideomycetes; Pleosporales; Lindgomycetaceae. The record is from RefSeq and is a predicted model, not a curated record.